AUGACCGAAAGUGGAAUGGCCUCACAUUUGCCACCGCUGGACUCACGGACGAAUUUCACAAACGUCGGAAAAAUCGCCUCUACAUUUGAGCAAAAGAUAAUCUCAACUAGCACUGGAGAAGAGGUCCCAACAGGCGAAAGAGGGGAAAUAUGUGUUCGUGGUCCUACGAUUAUGAAGGGAUAUUUGAAUCGACCUGAAGAGACAGCUGAGACGAUCGACGCAGAUGGAUGGCUACAUACAGGAGAUAUUGGAUACGUUGACAACAAAGGACAAACUUACAUUGUAGAUCGCCUGAAGGAGCUGAUCAAAGUGAAAGGACUGCAGGUUGCUCCAGCUGAGCUCGAAGACAUACUUUUGUCUCAUAAAGAGAUCCAAGACGCGGCAGUGAUUGGAGUCCCAGAUGAGAAAACUGGCGAAAAACCGAGAGCAUACGUGGUUAGAGCUAAUGAGACCCUUACAGAGGCUGAUGUGAAGCAUUUCAUUGAAGCGCAGCCGGCAAGAGGUUUGAUCGCAACUCCUCAAUCGAUGGUUCGAAAUCGCCCUAGUGCUAACGAAAUCCUUCACCUAUCCAGGGUCGAUAAAUCGGUACCAGAUUUGUACCCGAAGGCACUCGCGCGACAAAUUGGUCUUCCUGCGUGGAUCAUUGUAGAGGAUGUAGAUGUGUUCGAUUCUGAAACAAGCAUUCUUGAAAUGGUCCUGUUCUCCACGUACGCUAAGGUUCCUGUGUGCAACACUCCUCUUCAUGAAAAAGUUCUCACGGCAAUCCUACAGCAUAUGGAUAGGAAUCCGAAUCGAAUAGCUUUUAUCAGCGCUGAAGAUCCAGCAGUUCGCAUCACUUUCAAGGAGAUCUACAAUCAAGCAUAUACCGUAGCCAGUUUCCUCUCAAGCAGGGGCUAUGGACACCUGGAUGUGUGCUGUCAGGUGAUGCCGAACUGUAUCGAAUAUACAGUGUUCUACCUUGGUGCAUUGCUAUGCGGUGGAGCUAUGUCUGGAGCGAGUGCAAUGUUUACGGACUUAACCGCUCGUGUUAUAGAUGAGUUAGAGCGACAGUUUGUGGAUUCACACUGUAAAGUUGUUAUCACGGAUGAAGCACACCUGGACAAAGUCCUCUUAGCCACAAAAAGAUGUCGAGAUGUGGAGACGAUUAUCUGUGUUCAAUGUCCGGAGUCAACUCGCACGCUUCCAAAGAGCGUUGUACCUUGGCAGAAUGUCACUAAAACACCUGUAAUCGCUAUUCCUAAGUAUAACUUCAGUCCAGAUGACAUGGCAUUGUUACCGUAUUCGAGUGGUACCACUGGUUCUCCGAAAGGUGUGGUGCUUACCCAUAAAAAUUUCACAACGAUGGUGGAUCUAGUGAACAGUCACUUCGACGAGAAAAUUGUACAUAAGCUCGGUGACUCCAAUUGGGAUUACCAUAAUGAGAAUCUGCUUCUAAUGCUACCUUUCUAUCAUAUUUAUGGAUUUGGUCUGUUGAAUCAAACGCUUCUCAAAGGAACUACUGGAAUAAUUUUUGCCAAAUUCGAACCUACCGUGUUCUUGAAUGCAAUUCAAACAUAUAAGCCGAAAAUGCUGAUGCUCGUUCCACCGAUACUUCUCCUACUAACAAAACAUCCUGUGACUUCCAACUACAAUCUCACUUCGUUUCAAUUUGUUCUCACUGGAGCAGCACCAGCUGGAAAAGAUCUCUGUGACGAGUUCCUCAACAAAUAUAAGCACAUAAUCUCAAUUGGCACCGGAGAUGAGGUCGCAACAGGCCAGAGAGGAGAGAUUUGUGUUCGUGGUCCAACGAUUAUGAAAGGAUAUUUGAACCGACCUGAAGCGACUGCUGAGACGAUCGACGCAGAUGGAUGGCUGCAUACAGGAGACAUUGGCUACGUGGACAGCAAGGGUCAGACUUACAUUGUGGAUCGCUUGAAGGAGCUAAUUAAAGUGAAAGGACUGCAGGUUGCUCCUGCUGAGCUCGAAGAUAUCCUUUUAUCUCAUAAAGAAAUCCAAGACGCGGCGGUGAUUGGAGUGCCAGAUGAAAAAACUGGUGAGAAACCGAGGGCAUACGUGGUUAGAGCUAAUGAGACCCUUACAGAGGCCGAUGUGAAGCAUUUUAUUGAAGAAAAAGUAUCUUCCUACAAAUUCCUCACCGGUGGUGUCGUCUUUGUCGAUGAAAUCCCGAAAUCGCCGUCUGGAAAGAUUCUACGACGUUUCUUACGAGAUCAAGCGGCGGUAGAAUUGAAGUCGAAGAUCUAA
Messenger RNA from Necator americanus (New World hookworm), 2241 nucleotides. RefSeq lists its product as uncharacterized. NCBI's taxonomy places the organism in Eukaryota, Metazoa, Nematoda, Chromadorea, Rhabditida, Ancylostomatidae. The coding region runs from base 1 to 2241 and encodes 746 amino acids. The record is from RefSeq and is a predicted model, not a curated record. The transcript is spliced from 17 exons. Gene Ontology annotation, molecular function: CoA-ligase activity.